AUCAUUGCCAUACCAUAUUGGAACAACGAGAUAACUAGACUGUACAGAAUUUUGAUUAUCAACUUAUUUUACUUAUUAAUUUAUACGUUCUUUUAUACAUUUAAUUACUUAUUCAUUGCACAACAUAUGAAGGAAGGUCAGACUCGAAUGCCGCCAUAUGUAAAUGAGGGAAGCACGGUGGGACUUCUUCGCCUCUUGAUCCUGUGCCCGCAAUCCCUGCCCGUCAUCUCCUCGCUGCUACACAAUUUACAUACAAUAUAGCCACCAGCCACCAGCCAUCCCGGAGGAGCUGUAGGCGACAGUGGUGGAGACACUGGUGAAGGUGAGGCAGUACAGUAGUGAGGAGCCCGCGUUGCUUGUUGUCCACCCCUAUCUCCCCACCCAACACCUCCCCAUGGCUCGCCGCUCUGCCAGAAAAGUCCACGCGGGGCUGCUUCAUCGUUUCCUGGGCAAGGAAAGCUUCAUGGAAUUCCUGAAGCUCCAGUGCAUCAUGACGGGAAGCCCGAGAGACGUGGUGAAGCGUGUUGAUCUCUCCCGUGCCUACAGGAGGUUCUGCAGUGCCAGGCGCCUCCCCGCAGCCUCCAUGGUGAACAUAGGGCGUCACCUGGGCAGCCAGCACGUGUGGGCGUCCAAGCGGCUGGGCGGCGCUAACGGCAGGAACCAGGAGUAUGCCUAUGUGGGUUUGUCCCUGAAGGAUGCUCCUGAUGAAGUCAAGGAAGAGCAGUCUUCGUGCCCUCCCACCCCGGCUACCCCGGCCACUUCGCCGCCGCCAUUACCGCCCUCGCUGUUUUGGGAAAUCAGCCAGCAACAGACUGUUGACUGGUUCUCCCCGAGCUCCAAGCCCCUCAAGAUUUCACUGUCGCCUACCAGCAGCGAGGAUGCCAUGAGGCUGUUUGACACGUUCUUGCAGGACCACGUGGAAUGCACAGGCUCGGCAGAGGACGCAGUGUCUAUUGAAGAGUUGCAUAAGGCUUACCGUCGGCUAUGUCGGUCGAAGGGAAUCACACCUCCGUCUUUCUCUAAACUGAAAACCCGAUGCCUCACACAGCGGGAAAACGUAUCCAUCUCGAGCAUCUCCUUCCAGUCUGUCAAGCGGGCAUACACGGGCCUCAGGUGGACUAACUCAGCCCUUCAGUCCCUCAACCCCAGCAGGAGAGUCCAACCAAAGCCCUGUAGCUCCUGCCAGGCCAAGAAUCAGGCACCUGCCGCCCCUGUGGUGCUGUGUGAGAUGAACCAGGAGGGAAACGACUGGAUACCGCUAGUAAGGAUUGACAGCACCGCAGACCAGAGUUCCCUGAGGCACUGGGGUGACGAGGACUCCAGCACCUUCAUAAACACCCUAGUAUCUCCAUCCACGCUCCUCCCUGCGCCCGCGUCGCCGCCCACCCCACCGGAGACACAGGACUCAUCAGACUUGUUUCAAAUGUUGGAUAUGUUUGACAGCACUGAUCUUUGCAUGUUCUAAAUCACUCUUUAUUACAAGAGAAAGGACACUGCUGACGAUAGAUAGCCUCUGAAUACAGCUUCCUCCCAUAGCGUGUUAAUGAAGGUUCUUAUAUAGUUAGAGGAGAUAAGGAGUGUGUACGGCAGCCUGAACCAAUAUUCCUGGUGACAUGACGCGGCUGUAUACUGACCGGAAGCAGGGUUGUAACGGUCCAGGCAGUGUUGCAGCGAGGAGACGUGGUGUGUUGCAUGUGCAUGAUGUUUUAUACCGAUGUGUUGUUACUUGAUGUUACUGUAUUGUGUUACAGCGGAUUUACUCUUAUGAUAUUGCUUUGUUUUUUUUUUUUUUUUUUUUACCAUUUCCUUGUUAUUUGACGUAUUAUUUUUUGUUAAACUACUAAAUCACGUUAGGGUACAAUAAGUUUUUGUUCUGUUGACGUGUGAAGGCUGUGAAAACCAGAUCUUUAUUGAACUCAGGUGUAUGUUCGCUACAGGUGUGUUAUCAAGGCUUGUGCUCUCAUAACGAACAUUUCAGACGUUGAUCGUUCUGCUUGGUUUUAUUUUUCUAAUAUAAGCAGCACUGGGUAGUUGUUACAUGUGUAAUGGAUUCUCAGGAUGGUUAGAGAG
This is a messenger RNA of Portunus trituberculatus (swimming crab), 2070 nucleotides long. RefSeq lists its product as uncharacterized. Bases 395 to 1465 code for a protein of 356 amino acids. The record is from RefSeq and is a predicted model, not a curated record. NCBI's taxonomy places the organism in Eukaryota, Metazoa, Arthropoda, Malacostraca, Decapoda, Portunidae. The transcript is spliced from 2 exons.